Vigna umbellata (rice bean) is the source of this 2508-nucleotide messenger RNA. RefSeq names its product Plant invertase/pectin methylesterase inhibitor superfamily. Gene Ontology annotation, biological process: cell wall modification. Lineage: Eukaryota; Viridiplantae; Streptophyta; Magnoliopsida; Fabales; Fabaceae. The record is from RefSeq and is a predicted model, not a curated record. Gene Ontology annotation, molecular function: enzyme inhibitor activity; pectinesterase activity.
UCCUUUGUGAGUGAGAUGUUUUGUCCGAAAUUUUGGGUGGGUUACGGAGGCAAACAUGAUCCUAGGAUUGGAAAAGGAUGUUGGAUUUGUGUUACUGGUUUUGGGGAGAUUCUAGUUUUAGGCGUGGAGAAAGAAGAAAGGAGAGAAGGGGAUUGAAAAGGGUAUCUAAAAUUGGCGGGGAAGAAGGUGGAAAUGUGGAGAGGAGAGGAGAAAGUGCAGCAUCACACGUUAAUUGGAAGGUUGAGAGUGAAAUGGAAAGAGCUGAAACGUCUCUCGUCCACUCUCGCAUGCAGAGAAAAAACAUUAAAGUUGGAAGCGAUGAAACACAGACAAGGUGUAAAAAGGAGUCAGAGGCAUAGCGUCCCUUGGAUAUCUUUCUACCUUUCUUCUCCGCGAGUGGUUUCAAUUUGAAGCUAAGGCAGAGACCUGAAAUCCUCUGCCUUAGAGAAACUCUCACAAUGGCGUUUCAGGAUUUUGACCUCAUCUCAGAGCGGCGGAGAAACGAGAAAAAGCAGAAGAUGAGGAAGAGGAUCAUGAUCGGCGUGGUUUCUUCCAUCGUCCUCGUUGGCAUGAUCGGCGCAGUUCUCUUCGUCGUGGUUAAGAAUGAUGACACUGGCCAUGGCAAUACCAAUGGAAAGAGCACCAACAAGGCACGUACCAGCCAUUCACCACCACAGGCUCAAGGUGGCUCGGCCAAGGAGCAGGUGGCGCACACGGAGAAGAUAGUGAAAAUGGUGUGCAGCUCCUCCGAUUUCAAGGACAAGUGUGAAGAACCUCUGAGCAAGGCCAUGGAGAAUGACUCCAAACUCUCGGAACCCAAAGACCUUCUCAAGGCCUACGUGAAGCUUGCAGAGGAAGAGGUUUCCAAGGCCUUCAACAAGACCCUGUCGAUGAAGUUCGACACUGAAAAAGAAAAAGGAGCGUUCGAGGAUUGCAAGAAGCUGUUUGAGGAUGCCAAGGAUGACAUCGCAACCACCAUCUCUGAACUAUCCAAAACCGAGCUCAAGAAUAUCACUGACAAGAGUCCUGAUCUGAACUCCUGGCUCAGUGCUGUCAUUUCCUUCCAACAGACCUGCAUAGAUGGCUUCCCUCAAGGAAACAUCAAGAGUGAACUUGGAAAUCUCAUGAACGAUUCCAAGCAAUUCAUCAGCAACUCCCUUGCCAUUGUCUCUCAGCUCGCAUCGACUCUUUCUACAUUGGAAACAGCUGCCGCCUCAUCACACGGCCGAUCCUUGCUGUCUCAGUUCUCCAACUCCCCAGCUGCUUCUCUCGACGAAACCGAUGGCUUUCCCUCUUGGAUCCACAACGAUGACCGCAGGAUCUUGAAGGCCGUCGAUAACAAACCUCCACCUAAUGUCACCGUGGCAAAAGACGGCAGUGCAAACUUCAAAAGCAUCUCCGAAGCUUUGAAUGCUGUCCCUGCAAAGUUUGAAGGACGGUAUGUGAUUUACGUCAAAGAAGGAAUAUACGACGAGACAGUGAAGGUUACAAAGAAAAUGCAAAACAUAACCAUGUACGGCGAUGGAUCCCAAAAGACAAUCGUCACCGGCAACAAAAACUUCAGGGACGGAGUCAGGACUUUCCUCACUGCAACUUUUGUGGUGGAGGGAGAUGGAUUCAUAGGCAUGGCAAUGGGAUUCAGAAACACGGCAGGACCCGAUGGGCAUCAAGCAGUGGCGGCAAGAGUGCAGGCAGAUCGUGCAGUGUUUGCGAACUGUCGUUUCGAGGGGUACCAAGACACUCUAUACACCCAAGCACACAGACAAUUCUACAGGAGUUGCAUCGUGACCGGAACAAUCGACUUCAUCUUCGGUGAUGCGGCUGUGGUGCUCCAGAACUGCAUCCUGAUCAUUAGGAAGCCAAACGACAACCAGCAGAACAUGGUGACAGCUCAAGGGAGAGAGGACAAGCAGCAAGCGACUGGAAUUGUGCUGCAGAAGUGCACAAUCAAAGCCGAUGACGCACUGAUCCCAGUGAAGGACAAGAUCAGAAGCUACCUGGGAAGGCCAUGGAAGCAGUACUCAAGAACCAUUGUGAUGGAAUCAGAAAUAGGUGACGUGAUUCACCCAGAUGGAUGGACAGCUUGGGAAGGUGAUUUCGCUCUGAAAACAUUGUACUAUGCUGAGUAUGGGAACACAGGAGCUGGUGCCUCCACCAGCGCCAGGGUGAAGUGGCCCGGUUACCAAGUUAUCAGCAAGGAACAAGCUACGCAGUUCACUCCUGGCGCUUUCUUGAGAGGCACAUGGCUUCAGAGCACUGGAGUGCCAUCUACGCAAGGCUUGUACAACAAUUAAACCUUUCCUUCCAAAUUCAUACCAAUUCCUGUUCUUUAGGCACACUGGAAAAUAAACCUCAUGGUGUUCCUCGUUUUGAUCAAUUGUAAUCUUUUUUUUAUUCUUUUAUUCUUUUAUUUUUACUUCUCUUUCUUAAUUUUUAAAAACAUUAUUUAAUCUUAAUUUGUAAUCUUCCACUAACUACAGCGGUUGGAACAACUUGCCAUAAAAUUCU